Molecule: messenger RNA, 2004 nt
Organism: Symbiodinium necroappetens
Lineage: Eukaryota; Dinophyceae; Suessiales; Symbiodiniaceae
Source: the annotation of a GenBank genome assembly
AUGCAACAUUUCAGUCCCGGUGAAAAGCUGAAGGCCCAGACCGGAGACUGGAGAGCAGCAAGGCAUGGUCUUAACACCGUGGCGACCCAAAGCAGUUUCGGGGACCGCCCUGCGUGGGUUCCCAUGUCCUUCAGGUCGCAGGCUUCCCUGCUGUCGGAUCUGAUGGCAGAUCACGCUGCGGGGGCGGACCUGGCUUUAGUGGGUGAGAAGGGCUCCGGCAAGUCUGCAAUCGUCCGUGCUUUUGCGGCCUUGCUUGGCUACAGGACCCGCAGUCUCUUCUGCUAUCGGGACAUGAGCUCUCGCGACCUCCUGCAGCGCCGCAUGACUGAUCCACUCGGUAACACGGAGUGGAGGGACUCCUCCGUCGUGGAGGCAGCCAUUUGCGGCGACCUGGCCAUCCUCGAUGGUGUCCAUCGUCUUGCCAAGGGCAGUCUCUAUGCCACCUUGGCACCUCUGCUUUCGGACCGUGCGUGCGCUCUGCCGGAUGGGACGCUUCUGUGCUCUCCACGAUUCUGGGAGAAGUGGUCAGAAGGCGGCAGCCUGGCCGCACUGGGCGCUCGCCAGGUGCACCCGGCUUUUCGGCUCAUAGUGUGUGGGGAGACUCCGGAGUCGGGACAAUCUCGCGGCUGGAUAGACGAGGAGGUUGGGACCCUUUUCCAUUUCCACGCUGUCGCGGCCCUGCCCAGCCACGAACAGCGAAGCUUGGCGGUCCUAUGUGCUGCGACAGCAGCCGAAGCCAAGGACAAGCCAGUCGACAAGCUGCUCGCAUACGGCCAGGCUGCCAAAGCUGCAGUCUCCAAGGACGCGGACCUCAGGCCUCUUCAGCUAAGCCUUCGCGCACUGCUCCGGGCCUCCAGGCAUCUGUGCCUGCGGCCGGAAGAUGCCGCGGGCGCCAUAGCGCGCGCCUUCUCGGCGCGGUUGACGUUCCUACCAAGCUCUCAGCGGCAGCUUGGCGAGAAGCUCCUGGCAGAGGCAGGAAUCCGACCCUCUCCGCGAGAGACGAACAUCACGGCUUCUGAAGUUGCGGGACAGUUGCAGCUGGGCAGCGUGCGCUGUCAACUACGCACACCAAAUCGACCGGAACUUGUGCCGCAGGUUCAUUUCGUUGAGACCCCCGCUCACAUGACCUUACUGCAAAGCAUGCUGGUGAGUUGGAUUGCCGGACAGCAUCUCUUGCUGGUUGGCAACCAGGGCGUCGGAAAGAACAAGCUUGCAGAUCAAUUACUGGGCUUGCUUCGUUGUGAACGCGAGUAUGUCCAACUGCACCGUGACACUACCGUGCAGAGCUUGACCCUGUCCCCAACUCUGGAGGCUGGCGUGGUUGGAUGGCAGGAUUCUGCACUCAUUCGCGCAGCGCGCGCAGGGAGAUGUCUUGUGGUGGAUGAAGCAGAUAAAGCUCCAUUGGAGGUGGUCUGCGUCCUCAAGGCUCUCGCAGAAGAUGGCGAGCUUUCACUGCCCGACGGCCGUGCUCUGGUUCGUUCGAGCGACCCGAGGGCAUCCGCUGGCGAUUCUGACGAGUUUCUGCCCAUUGCGGAUGGCUUCCGGAUGAUAGUUCUGGCCAACAGGCCAGGAUUUCCCUUUCUCGGCAAUGACUUCUAUCGGGUUUGUGGGGAUGUCUUUGAUUGCCACGCUGUCGAGUACUUGGACAAGGAAAGUGAAUUGGAACUUCUCCGGCAAACUGCACCGCUUGUGCCACAGGAGAAGCUUGCCGCUCUGUCCGACCUUUUCUUGGACUUGCGAAAGCUCUCAGAUGCCGGGCAGCUGUCCUACCCGUACUCCACUCGCGAUUUGGUCAAGCUUGCAGCUCACGCACAGCAUUUUCCAGGUGAUUCCUCGGAAGAGCUGGCUGCCAACGUCUUCGGCUUUGAUGCGUACCAGGAGGAUCAGCGCGAUCGUCUGCUCAAGGCUCUACGCCGCCACGGGUUUGCCAAAGGGAAGGCCGGCGAGGCCGAAUUGUUCGGAGAAAGCCGUGGAAGGAAGCAUCUUCGACUCAUCCAGCGAUAG